AUGCCAAGUUCUACCGCGAACUGGCACUGGAAAAACAAAAAUGUCACUCCAUGGGCAAAGGAAUGGUUCCAGCGAGAGCUGACAGCUAUCGUGAUCGAAGGAACCGAGGGAAACGUCGCGAUUUCUUCUGUGAGGAUCGAUGAGGGUGAUGUCGAGCUCGGCCAGCGCAAGUCAAAGUUGAUCACGAUAUACGAUAUUCAAAUGAAGCUAGAUUGGCAAGGGGCCACGAGUGAUGGGACGGAUGUAGCUGGAAAACUCAGUAUCCCAGAAGUUUCCCAUGAAAUCACGCUGGAUAAGCUGUCGGACUACGUUUACAACUGGACGCUCGAUACUGUUUCUAGUCCUGCAGUGGAUGCGCUCUUUGCUUUCGUCAAGACACGUCUUCCACCUGCUCUCGAGGCCAAGUUUGCCGAGUUCCCUGCAGCUCUCAUCGAUACCCAUGGGAAGGACCUUACUGUCAGCGGACAAGCUAGCCUCUCAGGUACACCAGCUCCUACCGAAGCAAUUGCUGCGACGGCCGCAUCGGCGUCUACGACCGUUCCAAAACCCGCCCCCGUCAAACAAUCUCAAACUAAUAUUAACACGUCCAGUGUGGUCAAGGAAGCGACGUUUAUGGCUGCUUCAGACGAUCUUUUCGGACUCUUCACGGACGAAAGGAGAAUUCCUUUGUGGACUCGUGCACCGGCUCAGUCUGCAGCGCAAGCAGACACUGAAUACUCGUUGUUUGGUGGUGGUGUCAAGGGAAAGUACGUGUCACUGACGCCAGGCAAAGAGAUUGUGCAGACUUGGGCUUUGUCAAGUCCUACAUGGCCAUCAGAACACUUUGCAACGCUGACGACGACUUUCGAGCAGUCGUCUGAUUCGACGAAGGUGACGUUUACUCUUGACGGUGUGCCGAAAGGCAUGGAAGACGAAAUCACGAAGAAUUUGGAGGGUUAUUAG
This is a messenger RNA of Suillus bovinus, 942 nucleotides long. RefSeq names its product activator of Hsp90 ATPase. The transcript is spliced from 5 exons. Bases 1 to 942 code for a protein of 313 amino acids. Gene Ontology annotation, biological process: positive regulation of ATP-dependent activity; protein folding. Gene Ontology annotation, molecular function: ATPase activator activity; protein-folding chaperone binding. Gene Ontology annotation, cellular component: cytosol. The record is from RefSeq and is a predicted model, not a curated record. NCBI's taxonomy places the organism in Eukaryota, Fungi, Basidiomycota, Agaricomycetes, Boletales, Suillaceae.